UAUCUAUCCCUCCGCCUUCAUCUGCCCUUCAAUCGCUUUUUCUUCUUCUUCCUUGGAAGCUUCUUGAUGUGGAGACUGCGAGAUGAUCGAUAGGCAGCCGUCGCCGCCGCCUGAUCGGUGAGAGGCGCAGGAUGAAUCGUCAGCAGAGGAACGCAUCGGCGCUCCCGACGCCGGCGCAAGUAUCGCACCUGGUGGUCGUCGAGAAGGAAAGGAAGAGCGGCUUCCUUCACCGUGCCUUCCCGUUGCUCCUCCUGACCCUGUAUGCCGUCGGCUCCGUUCUUCGGCUGGCUCUGUCCUCCCCGUUCCCUUCCUCCUUUGUGCAGCCGUCUGCUGCUUCUUCAUUUUCUGCAGAACCACGGCAAGACGUGGAAUCCUUGAGGACCCAUAUCGCAUCGGAGACCAACCACCUGCAGGUCCAUGAGGAGAACCCGGGCGAUCCGCCGCUCCCGUGUUCCGCUCGCAUCGACGGUCGAACGGAGGGAGCGGCGGCCGCGAACAGAGACGGGGCGCUGGUGUGCUGCGACCGGAGCCACGUCCGGAGCGACCUUUGCUACGCGAGGGGGGACGUCCGUACCGACUCUCGGUCAUCGUCCAUCCUGGUGUACGGAGCAGCAGACGGGAAGUCGGCGGCGCCGGCGACGGAGGAGAAGAUUCGGCCCUACACGAGGAAGUGGGACACAGAGAUCACCCGCACGAUCCAGGAGAUCUCCAUCCGGCCCAUGCCGUCCGCCGCCAUCAACGGCAGCCAAACCCGGGCCUGCGACGUGCGGCACGAGGGCGUGCCGGGGCUGCUCCUCUCCAACGGCGGCUACACCGGGAACCUGUACCACGAGUUCAGCGACGGGCUGGUCCCGCUCUACGUGACGGCGGAGCGGUUCAAGGGGGAGGUGGUGCUCGUGGUGGCGGAGUACCGCCCCUGGUGGUUGGCCCGCUACGGCCCGGUGCUGCAGCGGCUGACCAACUACGAGCUGGUGGACUUCAGCAGGGACACCCGGGUCCAUUGCUUCUCGGAGAUGAUCGUCGGCUUGCGGAUCCACGGCGAGCUCAUCAUCGACCCCUGGCUCAUGCCGAACGGUAAUAGCAUUCAGGACUUCCAAGGACUCCUCCGUGAAGGAUACAGCAGCGUCGUCCAGCCCAGGACAGUGCCGCCGGAGACGCCUCCGUUUCUGCGCCCACUGCUGCGAUCGUCGCGGCACGACCACAGCCAGCAGCACGGCAGCAGCAACCACCGUCCGAGGAUCGCCAUCUUCGUGCGCAAGGGCUGCAGAGUGCUGCUGAACCUGCGGGAGGUGGUGAGGGCGUGCCAAAGGAUCGGGUUCGACGUGCAGCUCAUCGAGCCAAAGCGCUCCACGCCGCUGGACGUGAUCUACCGCGCGCUGGCGCCCGCGGACGUGAUGCUGGCCGUCCACGGCGCCGCCAUGACGCACUUCCUCUUCAUGCGCCCUGCCGCCGUCCUCAUUCAGAUCGUGCCGCUGGGGCUGGAGAAGCCGGCGGAGGAGUUCUACGGAGGGCCCGCCCGGAGGCUUGGCUUGGAGUACAUGGCCUACAACAUAACACCGGAGGAGAGCUCGCUGGCCAAGGUGUAUGACCGGCAGAGUCCGGUGCUGUUGAACACGAGCGUCAUCACCAGCAAAGGGUGGAUGGAGAUGAAGAAGAUCUACCUGGACAAGCAAAACGUGAGAGUCAACGUCAAAAGGUUCACCAAGCUUCUUGCUCAAGCACACACCAUGUCUGUGGACUACAGGAAAGGUUUUAGCCAACAGCGAGUGAAGGACUAGCAUGGUGCAAUUCUUUGGUUCAUUACCGAUUUGUUAUAGGAGGGGGAAUCUGUGGAUAGAUUGGUUGAAUUUUGUGUCCAUCCAUUAAUUUAUCUAUCUAUAUAGUUCUACAGCAUCCAAAUUUGAUGAGUUCUUCUUUGAUGUAAAGAUCCUUAUGAGAGAUAUGUGACAGAAAUGAUCUUUUAGAUUA
Messenger RNA from Musa acuminata subsp. malaccensis (wild Malaysian banana), 1968 nucleotides. Its product is annotated as xylan glycosyltransferase MUCI21. The record is from RefSeq and is a predicted model, not a curated record. Gene Ontology annotation, molecular function: glycosyltransferase activity. NCBI's taxonomy places the organism in Eukaryota, Viridiplantae, Streptophyta, Magnoliopsida, Zingiberales, Musaceae.